AUUGCGCCUGGAUGAUGUUUAUGUUUUCUUCGCAAUAAAAGUCCACAACUUAACUUAUGAUAACGUCUGGCACCAAGCCUCAACACAGCUGGCGAAUCUUUUUGCAGCACCAACAUUGGCUCUUCAUCCAUGUGUCUCUCAACUCUGCCGUCCACCCGUCCGCAACUGAGCAAGCUGAACCAACCCCUCCACCGUCCUCUCAUGCCUAUCCCUCAUAGCCUCCAUCUUGGACAUAUACUCCGCCCUAACCUCCUCGACCUCCCUCCCCUGGUCCUCACCCUUCUCCCUAACCUCGUCAAGCACGUCAUUCAACUCCCUCACCUCACCGGUCAACCUCCUAACCCGUCCCUUGAGCUGCGCGUUCUCCUCCUCCAACUCCGUCGUCCGGCGCUUGGCUUCUUCAAGCUGUGUGGCUUGCAAUUGCAAAUCGCUACGCAAUUGGGCCAACUCUUCCGAUUCCCCGCGUCGGAAUUCGAGAAGUUGUGUGGCUUGCUUGUCGAUGCGUUGCUGCAGGCGGAUGAUCUCGUUGGACUCGGAACGGGCAGAGCGGCGGAUUUGGUCCACUACGUCGUCGGAUUGGCCGCUGGGCAUCGAGUGUCUGAAUUCCCUGCGGUUGUGCAGAGCCCUGGCUCUUGAUCUGCUGAUGCCGAAAUCGCAGAGAGAUGUCUGGGGUGCGGCGAUGGCAGCGAAAGAAGAUGCGUUCUCAUUGCCAUCUGCAUUGUCAUCUGCAUCAUCUCCAUCUCCACCAUCCCCUCCCUCUCCCGCAUCAACCCCGCCAACCACAAU
Pseudomassariella vexata is the source of this 786-nucleotide messenger RNA. RefSeq lists its product as uncharacterized. NCBI's taxonomy places the organism in Eukaryota, Fungi, Ascomycota, Sordariomycetes, Amphisphaeriales, Pseudomassariaceae. The record is from RefSeq and is a predicted model, not a curated record. The transcript has 2 exons. The coding region runs from base 130 to 636 and encodes 168 amino acids.